Paramecium tetraurelia is the source of this 264-nucleotide messenger RNA. RefSeq lists its product as uncharacterized. Lineage: Eukaryota; Ciliophora; Oligohymenophorea; Peniculida; Parameciidae. The record is from RefSeq and is a predicted model, not a curated record. Gene Ontology annotation, biological process: tetrahydrobiopterin biosynthetic process. The transcript has a single exon. Gene Ontology annotation, molecular function: 4-alpha-hydroxytetrahydrobiopterin dehydratase activity.
AUGUUUCAUCAAUUUAAGCAACUAAAAUUGAAUUCAGAAGAAAUUGCAUCAGCACUUGAAAUUCACUCCCUCUAAUGGCAUCCAACAAAGGACACAACAAAAAUUAAGAAAGAAUUUAAGUUUAAUUCAUUUAAAGAGACAUUUGCAUUCACGGAAUCUAUUUCAGCAGUUGCUGAAGAUAUGCAUCAUAUUCUAUUUAUUCUAAAUAUCUAUUAGAUUAUCCAAAAUGGAUCUAAAAGGAAAAUGUAAUCAAUGUGGAGAUGA